GCUCUCUCCGUAGCGUCUGGCCGGGUGUCUUUUACGCUUGGGCUUACAGGUCCCUGCUUGACGCUGGACACGGCGUGCUCGUCGUCGCUCGUCGCCUUGCAUUUGGCGGCGUCAGCUCUAAAGCGGAUGGAAUGUCCCAAAGCAGCGGCAACGGGCGUCGGUAUGCUGACGCAGGCAGUGUCGAAGGCUUUCUCGGCGGCAGGCAUGCUCUCCGUUCUUGGACGCUGCCACACGUUCGAUCGCCGAGGGGACGGAUACUGCCGUGGCGAAGGUUGCGGAGCUUUGUUACUG
Molecule: messenger RNA, 291 nt
Organism: Aureococcus anophagefferens
Lineage: Eukaryota; Pelagophyceae; Pelagomonadales; Pelagomonadaceae
Exons: 1
Biological process (GO): fatty acid biosynthetic process
Molecular function (GO): 3-oxoacyl-[acyl-carrier-protein] synthase activity; fatty acid synthase activity
Source: RefSeq, a predicted model, not a curated record